AUUUGACUGCGAGUGGCCAUGACAGAGGCAGCAUGGGCACGGACCGCGCGGCUAGCGCUCGCCUGGAUACCCGUCGGUAUCACCUUCAACUCGCUUGUUAUGAGCGUCGGCCGCGUCGAAGGCCGGUCGAUGCAGCCGACGAUGAAUGCCGAAGACGGCGACCGUGAGAUCGUCCUCCUCGACAAAUUCUCCGUCCAAGUCGCCCAUCGGCUCGUGCGCGGUGACGUUGUCGUGCUGAAAUCGCCGAGCGAGCCUUGUGAGUACCUCACAAAGCGGCUUAUCGCGCUCGAGGGCGACUGGGUUGAAGGCCGCAGCGGCCGCCGCGUUGUCGUGCCGGCCGGCAAGUGCUGGGUGGAGGGCGACAAUGCCGAGCUCAGCGACGACAGCAACUCGUUCGGAUGCGUCCCCAUGGCCCUCAUCGAAGCGCGCGUGGCGGCCGUCGUUUGGCCUCUUCUCCACAUCAAGCGCAUUCGCAACGAGCAUCCGCCGAACCGCAUCUUAUAAACAAACACACAUCCAAGUUCUUGUUGGUUGCUCGCCUCUG
Molecule: messenger RNA, 544 nt
Organism: Saprolegnia parasitica CBS 223.65
Lineage: Eukaryota; Oomycota; Saprolegniomycetes; Saprolegniales; Saprolegniaceae
Product: signal peptidase I
Exons: 2
Coding region: 19-504 (161 amino acids)
Biological process (GO): mitochondrial respiratory chain complex assembly
Cellular component (GO): mitochondrial inner membrane peptidase complex; membrane
Molecular function (GO): serine-type endopeptidase activity
Source: RefSeq, a predicted model, not a curated record